UUUAAUGAAUAUGACAUUAUGCUUAAAGAUGCUGGAGAACGUUUUCUUCUAGUAUACGGAUGUACUGAAGAUGAACACAUGUCGUUAAAUGCGCACAAGUACUGUUUCUUGAAAUCUGCCAAUAAUCGCACUUUCAAUUUCGCGAUGUUGCCUCUUACAUCAGCAUCCGCACAACAACACUCAUUGCAAACAUAUUAUCAGGUUCAACAGUGGCGUGGAAAGAUAAACAAUCUGGUGGAAUGGGGAUGGUAAUGCCAAAACAUUGGCCUUACUCCGAUUAUUACGACUAAGAAACCGGACAGUACCGGACAUACUAUUUUAAACGAUUUCCUGCAAGUGCAAAAAAGGAUGUCGGU
Trachymyrmex septentrionalis is the source of this 356-nucleotide messenger RNA. RefSeq lists its product as uncharacterized. The record is from RefSeq and is a predicted model, not a curated record. The coding region runs from base 19 to 252 and encodes 77 amino acids. Lineage: Eukaryota; Metazoa; Arthropoda; Insecta; Hymenoptera; Formicidae. The transcript has a single exon.